Messenger RNA from Arachis ipaensis, 1202 nucleotides. The record is from RefSeq and is a predicted model, not a curated record. NCBI's taxonomy places the organism in Eukaryota, Viridiplantae, Streptophyta, Magnoliopsida, Fabales, Fabaceae.
AUCUCCUUUGCAGUCCAUUUUCUUCACAUCGAGAUCGAAUUUCUUUCUAGAGAGAUUCUGACUCUAGAGAGAUUCUGACUCAAGUUUAUCUAUCCAAAUCGGUUUUUCUUAUUCUCGAUUUAGGUCACAUACCUCAAUCGGUUCAUAUUCUUAUUCUCGAUCAAGGUUUGCGAUUUCAGCGCGAUUUGAAUCAUUCUCGAAAUUUCGAUUCAGCUUCUCGAUUUCGAUCUCAAUUUUGGUGCUAGAGUAUCUGGCUGUGGGCAAGAUACUGACAUUUGAACAUAUCAAUGGUGGUCUCCCAUGUCAUGGAAUGGAGAGGAAGGGGGAGAAUGAACAUGAUGGUCAUUCAGCCUAUGGAAGUAGAACUGUUAGGGAACCUAGAGUUGUAGUUCAAACUACAAGCGAAAUCGAUAUUCUUGAUGAUGGCUACGGAUGGAGGAAAUAUGGACAGAAAGUAGUUAAAGGAAAUCCAAAUGCAAGGAGUUAUUACAAAUGCACAGCCCCUGGUUGUUCAGUGAGGAAACAUGUUGAGCGAGCCGCGACUGAUAUAAAAUCAGUGAUCACAACUUAUGAAGGGAAACACAACCAUGAUGUGCCUGCAGCACGCGGCAGCGCAGGUUACAACAUGAACAGAAACUCUCUAAAUAGAAACAAUAGCAGUGCACCGGCGGCACCAAUAAGGCCUGCGGCCGUGAAUGGUUAUUCUAGCGCGCCGAAUUUCACGAAUUCACUUUACAAUCCUAGGCUUCCGGCCACCGGAACUCAAGAAUCAUCUUCCCUAGACAUGCUGCAAGGCUCUGGACUCUUCGGCUACACGUCUCUUGGAAGAUCAAUGGGUUCAUAUGGAAACAAUUCGCAACUUUCGGAUGGUGUAUACAUCAAGGCCAAGGAUGAAAGGAAGGAUGACUCAUUCCUUGAGUCAUUUCUUUCAAAGAACUAAGUUUGGAAUACACCACUUUGCAGAUGCUAUCAUGGACAUGUUUUUGUAUAGCAUAUAGGAUCUUAGUUACUCAUAGCAAAAGACAGAAACAGAUAAAGAAGCAAGAAUGUUUACAUGUAUUAGAUUAGAGACAUAGUGAUAGGAAAGUUUGACCAGAAGAAGGUUCUUUAAUCAGCUUUGUUGGCUGAUGAAUACUUUUAUUCUUUUGUUGUAUUUGUUUCACAGAAAGAAAGCAAAAAAGGUUUCUUUUAUAAGAUUCUAA